Solenopsis invicta (red fire ant) is the source of this 10718-nucleotide messenger RNA. RefSeq names its product nucleosome-remodeling factor subunit NURF301 (gene E(bx)). The coding region runs from base 361 to 8628 and encodes 2755 amino acids. NCBI's taxonomy places the organism in Eukaryota, Metazoa, Arthropoda, Insecta, Hymenoptera, Formicidae. Gene Ontology annotation, molecular function: RNA polymerase II cis-regulatory region sequence-specific DNA binding. Gene Ontology annotation, cellular component: NURF complex. The record is from RefSeq and is a predicted model, not a curated record. The transcript is spliced from 24 exons. Gene Ontology annotation, biological process: regulation of transcription by RNA polymerase II.
GUGCAUCGGACAUCAUGGAUGAAUCCAGCUCGUUGCCGCGGCGAUGUCACUUGUGUUUGUUUACAAGCGUGCGAGCACGCGCGCCACGUGCUGAGUGAGGCGGUGCGCUCGGGAGAGAGGAGAGGAGAGGAGAGGAGCGUGACGAAAAGAGGUGGCGGGCGAGGUGAGCGGUAGAGGGAAGGCAGAGAGCGAGGAGCAGGUAGGUCCCCCAUCGGCGGUCCCCCGCGUGGGGCCCGUACUCCAAAACGAGGUUGACGGCGCCGGUGCCGGCGGCGACGACAACAACGACGACGUCGACAAUAACGACGACGUGGACGAGGACGACGUUCGAAAGGACCACGGCGGCGACGCACGACAAUAAUGACGGGCAGAGGCUCGAAGAGGCGGGGGCGCCCGCCCAAGUCCGUGGUGAUGGAGCGACCGAAGAAGUUCCAGUAUCACAUGUUGAAGAAGCCCAAGUACCUGCAGAACAGAACCAUUGGCUCGCUUGGCGGCAACGGUGGUGGCGCCGAGACGCCGGGCUCGCAGCCGAGCACGCCUACGGCGUCGCGGCCGACAUCGCCCUCGCUCGAGAGCGAGGAGAGUAGCAAACGUAGCACGAGGAACCAGCGUAAGUCGCGAGCCGGUCGCGACCGGCACUCCCGUAAGGGCGGUCACGCCGGAGCCACAGGUGGUGCCUAUCAGCGUCGCGGCUACAAUCCCAACGUUGACUAUCACGACUCCGAGUAUCAUUAUGGAUCCGAUUUCGGCGACGAGUCCAGUGAGAAGAGUGAGCCGGAGGAAGAACCGUUGCCGAGCGAUGUGGACUCUUCCGAGAGCAUAGAGGAGCCCGAUCCCUCGAGUGAUAGCGAUUUUUCACUCUCCAGUUUCAGCAAUACCAGUGGUACCCCCAGAAAAGCUCUGCUCGCUCAACAGCGGCCACCCAGUCCAGAACCAUUGUGGUUACAGAACAGAGAACUGUCGCCGUUAGUGUUACCCAAGUCCUCGGACGAUCUACUGGUUCCUAAAGAACUGGUCAUGCCAUCGCUCUCCAUCUACGAAGUACUCAGGCACUUUCGUACCCUGGUACGCCUCUCCUGCUUCAGAUUCGAGGACUUUUGCGCCGCUCUCAUGUGCGAGGAUCAAACCAACUUGUUUGGGGAGAUUCACAUCAUGCUGAUCAAGGCGCUACUGCGAGAGGAAGACUCGCAGCAGACGCAUUUUGGUCCACUGGACCAAAAGGAUUCGGUGAACGUUAGCUUAUACUUCGUGGACUCUAUGACGUGGCCAGAGGUGUUGCGUUCGUAUGUAGAGAGCGAUAAGAGUUUUGAUCAGAACAUUUUACAUAUAUUAACCACUACUGAAUAUCCUUUUACUGCCAUCGAGGAUAGAAUCAAGGUCCUACAAUUUUUAACAGAUCAAUUCUUAAUCACAAAUCCUGUAAGAGAGGAUCUACUACAUGAAGGAGCUAUGCAUUACGAUGAUCACUGCAGAGUAUGCCAUCGACUAGGGGAUCUAUUGUGUUGUGAAACUUGCCCGGCUGUAUUUCAUUUAGAAUGUGUAGAACCUCCUCUGGUAGAUGUUCCUACUGAGGACUGGCAAUGUAGUACAUGUAAAGCCCACAAAGUGAUGGGCGUCGUGGACUGUAUUCCCGAUGUCGAAAAAAAUGGGUCGUUAUGUAGACAAGAGCAUUUAGGAUUUGACAGACAUGGCAGAAAAUAUUGGUUUCUUGCAAGAAGAGUUUUUGUUGAGAGCGAAGAUGGCGAGGUGUGGUAUUAUAGUACACCUUUACAAUUAGAAGAGCUGAUGCUUGCAUUAGAUCCAAAUGAAAUGGAAGUAGCACUUUAUCGGGAAUUGUCAGAUUACAAAGAGGAAAUAGUCCGUCAAAUGGAACUCACAGAGACCAUUACUAAUCAGUUCAAAGGAAACAAGAAAUCGUAUCUGGAAGUAGAAAACAAUCUUAUACAAAAGUUACGAAAAGAACGACAUGAGAAACAGGAAAAGGAGGAGGAGGAGAAAAAAGCAAAGCUAAGACAGGAAACAGAGGAAAUGAUGCGCAAGAUACGUGAAAGUACAGACACUCUCAAUGAACGUUCAACAGGAAUGCCAGAACAGAAUGAAACAAAGACCUCUGGUGAUGAGUUGACUCCUGCUACGCAAGUACCCGAGGUAGUGGGCGAAACUAUCGAGGUCGACACUGAAGCAUCGUCAACCGCGACGAAUACGGAUAAAACCACGAAAACUAGUGCCUCUACAUCAUCAUCCGAAGAUGUUGAUGAAGAGGCAUUGGAAGGAGAAGAGAAAAUUGGUAAAGAUGGUAAGAAACAUACUAUCGUGACAAGAUCGAAGACUGGAUCGUUGCAACCGCGAACCUUUAACAUGGACGACGUAAAGAGACGAAGUAUGGCACCGUUGUCAAAGGAGGAACAAGAAAAGUUAGACAAAGGUCUGAAGGAUUCCGAAAGCGACGGCAACACUAGAUUAACGCGUCAAAAGGCACAUCAAAUUGCGUCUGGCACACACUUAUUUAAAUUGGGCAUGGACAAUAACUUUAAGUCGUACGUCAAUCAAUACAGCACCAAUCUCGUCGCGCUCAAUAAGACGCAGAGAAACGAAGAACGCGAUAAGAAACGACACUUGUCUCACAAGUUCUCGCUUACGCAGGCAUCGGAGUUCAAAUGGGUGGGAAGUUUGACGGGUACUCGUGCCCUGUUAGUCAGUACGCUACGCCAAACAAUUCUGCAGCUUGAGAGUAAUAUUCAGGCGUCGUUUAUGCACACCAAUUGGCCACUACUGCGUAAACCAUGGACCGCGGCGGUGGGAGCGUGCGUAAACCCGCGAGAUUUUGCGCGCACUCUUAUCGUCCUACAAGCGUGCAUCAAAUCUGUCGUGUUCGCAAGCGUGUGGCAUGACCAACUCGGUCAUGUAAAACUGCAAAGGGUGACCGCGUUCGAGCGCGAAGAGAAAAAACGUCAAGAUAAAAAAGAGAAAAAGGAAAAGGAGGACGAGGAGGAGCGUAAUCGACUCUUCAAUUUUGUCAAGUACACGCUUGGUUUGAAACAUCAGGUUUGGAAGCAGAAGGGUGAGGAGUACCGAGUGCACGGUCAGGGUGGUUGGCUUUGGGUGUCAUCCAGACGCCGUUACAGAUUCUCAGAUAUGACGAAGAUGGGUUUACGCGCCGGUCCUCAAAAAAUCAUGGUACAGAUUAAAGAUCAAGGUGGCAUGAAGAUACUCGCACUUGACCCACCCACUUAUGAAUUCCUUAUGAAAGAGUAUUGCCCAAGUAAGACGGAGAAUGGUAUUGUAAAACAAGAGAUUAAAGAGGAAGGUGUAGAAAAUGACGCGAUAAAACAGGAAUGUAAUGCGGAAAGUAUAAAAAAGGAGCCUGCAGUCGAUGGUCAGACAAACGGCGUUGAUCCGUCCGUGUCAAUCAAAGCGGAAACCCAAUCGAUUAAACAGGAAACGAAGAUGAACUUGUCAUUUUUAGCCGGUAUGAAAAUUGAAAAAGUUUUUACCCCGAUAACUGAAUUUGAAGAAAUCAACAUCAACAAGGCACUAACCACUUCUGGAAGAUUGCACUAUCCAAAAGUUGCGAAAAAGACGAGGAUUGAUGAUUUUCUGGCGCGCAGAACACAUUUGAAAUUUUUAGAAGAAAGAAGAUUAUUGCAAUCUGUGAAGACGAAAGAAGCGAGUCAGACACCAAAUCAAAAAGGUGGAGAUGGCGACUCCGCAGAGGUUGAUAUGGAAAAUCACGAAGAAAAUGGUAGCAGCGGUGCCGUUGGCGGCGGUGGGGAUGGCUCUCUGCAAGGUAUUUUGUCAACGCCCACCGGCAAGCAACAGCAAGCGAGCAAAACGACAGUAACAGCUGUCUCUGCGUCCAAGGAAAUGCUAACGAUUACUAAGCGUAUCCAGCAAGUUCGUUUGCAAUAUACAGCUGCUUUGAAACUCUGCAAGAACGACAGUUGUUACUCGCGCUAUUGUAACAUGAACAAUACUAACAAAAACAACACCAUUCAAAUUAAUACUACACAGGUUAUUACUCCGAAUAUUAGCGAUACCUGUUACUCGCCUUUAUGCAUGCGAAAAAUGCGGCUCAAGCGCGAUCUGAUUGUGUUGCUGCGCAAAGCGAACGCUCUGAGCAACAGUCAGUCUUCAUUGUCUUCGCCACAGGUUACAGUGGCUUCUAUGAAAACAGAAACUUCAAAUGAAUCAAAAGACGCAAUUAGGCGGGAUUUGGAAUCAGCGGUGGCAUCGGCGACUCAUUGCAAUGAGGAAGCCACGAAAGCGAAGGACGCCGUUUCUUCUCCAAAGAAGAUUAAGCUCGAAAAUGAACAUACGGAGAAAACUAGUGUGACUACUGUCACAACGAGUAACGUCGUUACGACCACCACAACGAUUACGACGACUCAACAGACAGUAAAGAAUGCGGAUGGCGUAACGCAGGAACAUUCUGCCGUUAAUCGUAAUUCGAUGAUCGUCUCGUCAGAAACUACGACCACAACGACAAAUAAGAGCGGUGCUAAGACGAUGAUGAUCGUGAACCGUAGAGGAAGAACAGUGCAGCGAAGUACGUUUGUCAAGGAAUUGCAUGCCGAUGGGACCGAGCGGAUAUACACAGCAACGUCGACGGAAGGUAAGGUGUACCUGAAGAAAGUGGCGAUUACGAUGGCGGAUCGUAAGAAAAAACGCACGCCAGUCAAGUAUCCACUCUGCUCAACCUUCUGUACAAAGACCAAGCAGCGCAGUAUAUUAGUACUGCCCCAACACGAAUUGAGGAAAUUGUCCCGCGUUGGUGGUAAAAUACCCGUGCAAGGGUUCCAUCAUCAAGCCAAGGCAAACUUGUCGGUAUGGCCGUAUCCUUGUCCCAGACCCUUAUUCAAGACUUGUUGGCUGUACAGAACAGUCGGUUUAAGAUCGUUAGCUUCUGCCGCGAUUCAGUUGAGGAUACUCUGGGGAUGUCUCAGAUGGGAUGACAUGGCGGCCAAGCCGUUGUCCACCGAUGGCAAGAAUCAGAUUACUACCGACACGGAGAUUAUGUCGCUGGAGAUAUUGAAACACCGGCAUGUCGGACAAUUUCUCGAUAGGACUCAGUAUCUACGUAGAAAGGUCGUUAUACCGCUCGAACUUCCAAAGCAAGUCAGAGAGGUAACGUCAAUAAGGAGCGGUCUCAGAAAAAGAAAACGUCCGGAAUCUCCACAAAGCACAGAACCGCAAGUCACUGAGGAGUGGGUCGAUGAGGACAAGUUGGAGCUAUGGGAGAUCAAACAAUAUGGUGACAGGUUAGAGAAGGCUAAUGCGCAGAUUAUUACUAGGAGUCGUUCAGGAGCGCCACAACCAGUGGUCGUCAGUGGUGGAAAUAAAACCGUCACUACCAUCGCCUCCGCUGGUGGCACAGCCGGUUUAACUGGUGAUCAAUUGGUAAGCGGCAAAGCUACGCCAGAGGAGAUUAAAGAAAAGAUGGAACAGCAGUUGCGGUUACAACGAGCGGCCCAUCAGCAAAAGCGUGCUUUGGAAAUCAAAAAUCAAUCUGCGAACUCGACGUCGCCUGCUACCCAACUCGUCAAAGUUACAGCUAAUUCCUCCUUACACGAUGGCACCGUUAAAUUAGUUUCGAAAGUCCCGAUUCCAGCAAAUCCGAAUAGCACGAAGUCACAGUUAACUUCUCUUCUAACAACCCCUACACAAAAUAAAACUUUCAUUGGUACACGACGUAUUUAUAUGACGAAAUCUGCUGAUGGAACUACCAAGGUUGUGUCCGGUCCUACCAGUAUUUUACCAAAAACUCCGCAAACUCCAGGAUUAAACCAACAAUCCUUGAUCAGGGUGACGCCAACAAGCACUACUAAUACACCUAUGCAACAGAGAGUACAAAUUCUCAGAGGACCAGACGGAAAGUUGCAAGUGCGCGGCUUGCUGCCUGGUCAACAGUUGGUACAGAUGCCAGAUGGAAAACUGCAUGUACUGAAUGUAAGCCAAACUGUGGGCACUACAAUUGCGCAAGGCGCUCAAACGAAAUCGACAACAACUACAACUACUCCACAAGCGAAGACUGUGACUACCGUCAGCCCUAAAACGACAACGGAAAAUACGGCUACUGCUAAAACCAGUCCGAGUGCAAAGACAACGGCCAACUCGACGGCGCAAACGCCACAGCAAACACAGGUUGCUGUUCAACGUGUCAAGACUGCAACCAUGACUCUGACUCCCGCCACAGCAGCUCAAGGAACGAAGAAUGCCAUCGUAGUUACUAACGCAGGACAAACCGCGCAGGUAAUAUCUUCUGGUGGACAAGUAAUAAGUGGCAGUCCGAUAAUGGUCACGAAUGCAAACCUCGUCCAACAAUUGGCAACAGGCAAAGCUCAGUUGACUGCAAUCGGCAAUCAGGUUGUGAUACGUAACGCGUCCAACCAAAUUGUGCAUGUAAACUCAGCUAACGGCGGAUUUAUCGUGAAAGGUACCGUUGCUGCCAAUAAACAGCAAGUGCUGCAAACUACCCAAAUCUCGACAGUUGCACAAUCAACCACGACUACAAAUGCGAACCCAACAACAACCACUGCGACUUCCACUGCCUCAGUGACGACAACUCAGAGUUCCGCCACGACUCCGAUUCCAGGUAGUAUUGAAGCUUCUUUAUUGGCAGGACAACCACCCGGUACUGUAAUUAAGUGCGUGACGGCACAAGUUAUCAGUACAGCCGAGGGUCCGCGAAUUGUGCUGCAAGGUUUGCAAGGCUCGGAGUUUACGGCGCAGCAAUUAAAUAUGGUGCAGCAACAAGUUAAGCAGCAGCUUUUAAAAGCACAUGCAGCGACCGGCAAGCAAGGCGUCUUGGGACCUACUAAAAUAUACUUGGCUGUUCAACCAGCUCAAUCACCUAAUAAUCAGCAAUCCCAGACUUCGCAAGCUUCUUCAGUAGCAAAUACUCCAGUAUCAUCAAUUCCAAAGCAACAAACUCCCCCGUCGUCUACCAAUGAGUCGCAAAGCGUCACUGAAACCAUUCCAGAAACUCCGCAAGUAACAACACCUGUAAAGUCAAUAGAAAAACCAAAAGUAGUUGUUCAACAAGUAGGACGUGUGGGAAACGCGACAGAAGAGGACGUGCAAAAGACGAAUAUAGCUAACGGACAACAACCAUCGCAAUCUGCGAAAGAAGGAAACGAUUCGUCGUCGAAUAAAUUUAUAUUGACCCCAGAUUACAUCCAACAAACAAUUAAAAAUGCUUUGAAACAAGAGAACUUAAAUCCAGAGAUAGAGGAGAAACUGUUGCAAUUGCAACGUUAUCAGGAGAAGCAAAUGAAGGGUGGUGUAGAGAAUUCUGUGACUAGCAAUCAGACUCAUAAUUCACCUGCGGCAACGACGCCGCGUCCACCAUCACGCAAACGGCCAGCGCCGUCGUCAAACAUUCCAGCAACAGCGGCAACGGCGACAACGCCGAUAAGCACGCAAUCAUCAUCCAACGAUGACAAAGAUGAUAAAGAUUGGGUGGAGACACCUAGGAAAAGACCAGCAACGAAGCAAGAAAAUCGUGAAACGACCUCAAAAAUGCCGAAAUUGUCGGAGGCAUUAGAUAAUGAGUCAUCACCUAAAAAUCGAUCAGCAAAAUUGAAAGACUCUCAAGAGCAACGAAGAAAACAGCAAGUGUAUUCUCGAAUGCAAGUUUUACUGUUCCGGCAUAAGGAACUUCUCAAAAAAGACAUUCUUAAAAAGAGAGCUUUACUCGAGAAAGAACUUCAAAUUGAUAUACAGAAGGAUCUAUCGGCAGAGCUCGCUACCAGAACGAAAGCGGAGAGGCACAAACAGGAUGAAGUAAAAGUUGGCAGUGCAAAGCGAAAGGCAAAUGCUCAAGCGGCUCAACAGGUCAGCCCGUCCAGUCGGAGUGGUAGCAGACCGAAAAAGCACAAGAGCCAAAGUAACAGUACGCCUCCUGGCGGUUCGGCCACGUCUCGCAUCAAAAAAGAGAAAUUAUACUGUUUAUGCAGAACUCCUUAUGACGAAACUAAAUUUUACGUGGGAUGUGAUUUAUGCAAUAAUUGGUUCCACGGUGACUGUGUGGGCAUAACGGAAGCAAUGAGCAAGACUCUGUCAGAAUUUGUUUGUACAGAAUGUAGACAUGCGAGGGAUACACAAGAAUUGUAUUGUCUGUGUAAACAACCUUAUGACGAAUCUCAAUUUUACAUAUGCUGUGACAAAUGCCAAGAUUGGUUCCAUGGUCGAUGUGUUGGUAUACUUCAAUCAGAAGCCGACAACAUCGACGAGUAUGUUUGUCCAAAUUGCCAGCGUAAUUCCUCCGUUAAUUUCGCUAAUAUGAAGAACCUCAAUGCAAAAGACCUCGAUCUGUUAAAAAAAUUAAUAAAACAAAUACAGGCUCAUAAAAGUGCAUGGCCGUUUAUGGAACCAGUAGAUCCCAACGAAGCCCCAGAUUAUUAUAAAGUGAUAAAAGAACCAAUGGACUUGCAGACUAUUGAAUUGAGGAUAAAUGACCGAUCCUAUAAGAAACUGAGCGAGUUCAUCGGUGACAUGACAAAGAUAUUCGACAAUUGUCGAUAUUAUAACCCGAAGGAGUCACCAUUUUUCAAAUGCGCCGAGUCCCUGGAGACAUACUUCGUCCACAAGAUUAAAAGUCUGAGGGAGAAGUUCUCGGAAGGGAAGUAAUUUAAUCAAAAGAAAAAAAAAAAUUGAUUAAGCCGUAUGUGGAAUUGGAUCAAAGUGGAAGUGCACGAAGAUUAAUUUAGUGCAGUGCGUUUUAUGGAAAACAGAGAAUGAAACAGUUUUGUGCCAGUACAGUACACGUAGCAAAAACUGAAACUCUUGGAAUAGACUUAAGUAUGUAAAAGUAGAGAAGGCACCGGUCUCCGCUAUUUAUUAUAGUUGUGUGAACAUUUUCCUUUCCUCUCCCACUCCCUCACUGCAAUUUACUGAAUUCUCAGUUCCCAUUGUGCUGUACGAAGUGUGAAUUUUAAACCAGAAUUUACCGCGCUCGUGCCGUAUUGCAAUUUGAUUUUAUCUACAAGAAUAUAUUUUCAUUUUGCUGUCUAUAAUAAAUAUUAUGUGAACAAAAGAGAAGCCAUAUAGCACGAUUAACGUUCACUUUUUUUAAGAAUUACGUUAUUGAAAUAUAAUGUAUUAUGUAAUAUAAUUCUUCUAUUCAUUAGCCCUUUUUUUUCGUUAUCUUUUUUGGACACACGUGGAAAUGGAGGGUUUUACAGACUAUAAGUCCGUUCUUUUCCUUUUAACAUGCUCACUGGCCGUCCAAUUUUACCCUUUACAGUCUUCACGAUGCGUCAUUCUUCAAACCCUCUUUACACUUCCUGCAAUACUUCGAAUGAAAGAACUUCUUUCUAAGAAAGUGAUUUCCCUCAGGCAGAUCGAAGUAACAUUCAAUCAGAAUUUUGUAUUACGUCUCAUGACCAUGCACACACGAGAAUAUUCAUAUAAAUUGCAUAUGUCUCGCAAACAGUGAACGUUAUUAUGAAGUUGCAUCCGAACCAUAUAAAAUGCAAACUUGCUUCUUUUUUUUCGCGUUAGCUCGGAAUUUUUACAAAGAAAUAAAGAAGAUUCGGUUCGAGAAAGGAAAAAAAAGAAACGUAGCAAAUUUGUAACAUGCAAUAUUUAUUAUAAAAUGACAUAUGUAAAUGAUGACUCUUUUUGAAUUACAUGAAGCCAUCUUAUCCAUAGCUGUACUAUGAUGAGAUAAAAUUGCAAAGCGUGAGUUCAUUCUGAGUCAUCUCUAAGAUUGGCUUUAUUUAAUUAUUUUAUCCUGUUUUAACACGAUGAUGAGUUUGUGCGAUAUGCGGAAGUAUAUAAUGUAACGAACGAGUAUUGUGACAGCCUCCAAAAAAAAAAAAAAUGUGAGGACGGAGCGUCUAACCGAUGUGAACUAACAAAAUAUAUGUGAAAUCGAAUAGGUGGAAUUCAGAACUGAAGAUUUAAUCUUUAACAUUAUAUCUCAGAAAAAAACUGCAAGUUUAUUUUUUGUAUAUUGAGAAACCUUAUAUUGAGAAUACCUUCUUCCUAUAUACAGAAUAUAUGUAUAUGCAUAUGAUAUAUAUGCAUAAUAUGUAUGUACAUGUAUUUAUAUAUAGGAUACUAAGUAGAGAUGGUUUCGUACGUAAAAUAUCACGUUUACUUCGAGUUUAUGCAGCAUAGUCGUAAGUUGUGGUUCAGAAUUCAUGCGCCAUUCACAUCAUGUUAUACGUUAUUAUUUAUGUAUGUACAUACAAAGUGCGACCGUGAUUUCACGUCUGAUGGUCCGAGUCGCGCGAUAAAAGAAGAAGGAGUUCUCGGCUAUCUGACGAAUACAUUUGAGACGGUCGAGAAAAGCGCUACCCCACAUUAAACUAUUUCUUUAUAAUGUAUUCGAUGCGAAAAAAAGGGAAAGAAAAGGAGAAAGCAGUUGUGUCAUCGUAUAGCCGUAAGACUAUUUUUUAGGAUUACACGCAUAAUGAAUUGUACAAAUUCGUUUAUCGUCUCGUGCUCACACACAAGCUAGCGAUUACGAUUCUAUUUACUUAUGCGUUGUUUUAAUCACAUAAAUAAAUUUUCUAUGAAAUUGUUUAUAAUCGACGAUUCACAUUUAGGCGUUUAGAUUGUAAGAGACGGGCAGCGAGGGCUGCUUAUGUAUAUAUAUGCAACACCACACAACUACACAGAUGUGAAAAAAAGGAAAGUUCUCGAAGAGAAAGGCAAUUGUAGAAUUUCUUUGAUUUCCAAACAAGGAAAAAAUAAAAAACCAGUGAAAAAUA